Molecule: messenger RNA, 532 nt
Organism: Trichoderma asperellum CBS 433.97
Lineage: Eukaryota; Fungi; Ascomycota; Sordariomycetes; Hypocreales; Hypocreaceae
Source: RefSeq, a predicted model, not a curated record
AUGACGAGUAACUUAUUCGCAAGAGCAGGAGGAUUCCUCUCCGGUCCGUUGGUCAUCCGAACGGUGGCGGUUUCUGAACCGUCAGCCAUCUCGGCACUUGCAUCGACGACACCCUGUCCCUGUCCAGCUGAAGAUGCUCCCCCCAGCGCCAGUGGCCACAGGCCAUCCGCCUAUCAUCAUCACCCAAGGACGGACAAACACGCAGCUGUAUGUGAGCAGUCGGCUACUAAACAAGCUAAACGAAACAAGAGCGUGUCACCCGUCUUUGCUCCGUACUCACACAUGCAUAUCCCCAUCGAAGGCUGCAUAUACUGUAUCAGUGUUCAUAUACGAUCCAACCAGCCCUUUUGAGCAACUAACCGAAGGAAUGCCUAGCAACGGGGAGCACAUCCGUCCAAACGAAAUGCAGCAAUAGUCCCCCGGCUUCUCCUCCGAGCUCCAUCCGAUUGGACGCCCAUCGCAGAACCCGUCACUUAUAGUAGUCCGUGCUAUGUACUGUAGUAUUACUUACUACAUACGCUCAUCCCCACUU